Molecule: messenger RNA, 1229 nt
Organism: Phytomonas sp. Hart1
Lineage: Eukaryota; Euglenozoa; Kinetoplastea; Trypanosomatida; Trypanosomatidae
Source: the annotation of a GenBank genome assembly
GAAAUCGAUAAAAACAGAAAAGAGAUCUAGCUUUUGUACAUAAAGGGUGACUCAUUUACUUAAUAUAGAGCAUUUCACAAACUAAAAGAGGGACGGGGUAAGCAAAUGGCAACUUCAUCUACUCCAGGCUUGGUUGUCCAUUUAAAUUCUUCUCAUCCGGUUAUGAAAAAUAUGGCGACUUCAAGCAAGACAGUAUCUGCUGUCACUUCUCUUGAGAUUCUGUACUCUAGAAGAGACGUCACAAGCCUGGGCGCUGCCACCGCAGUGGGCCCAGGAGUGGCGGCUUCAUACGACGAGGACAACAACAACAACAUCGAUACAACAACUACCGAUACUCAUGAAUUAGAUGCACCACUUAGUAUUCCUCGCACUACGCCACUUCACAAUGUGUUAAAUACUGUUAAACCCCCUUCUUCACGUGGCUUGAAACGAGACAAGGUGGCCUGGCGCUGUGGGCUCUGCGGUUACUUGAUGCUGUCCCUGGAUCAAGAGGGUAGCCCAAUACCUCUUGCAUGCUCCGCCUUCGGUACACCGUUGCCUCUGGGCUGUCCACGUUGUUCAAAGACGCACACCAACUGGGAGAGUGCAAGCCCUUUUGAUGCUUUUGGUGCAGAUAUUAACUUACGCAAUGCCCAUCGACUCAGAGUUGGAACGCAGGGAUUAUCUAAACUUUCAUCAUCUAUACCCUAUGUUACCCCUCUGCCAUCUAGUGUUUCUCGCGAAGAGGUGGAUCUCAAUGAUCCUUCUAGUAAAAUUGGAAGGGCCGAUCCAUCCAGGAUCCCCACAGAAGGGCAAGACGGCGUUAUAGCAUCCGCCUUACCGGACACUUUUUGCAGAAAGACUACAGAUGUAAGUCAAAAGCAGUGCUAUCAUUGUGAACGAUGCCAUCGGCGUUUGUUACGGGUCGAUGCUUGGGGCAAGUUGAUACCAAUGAAUUGUGGCGCUGACGGCAACGUUCUACCGAUUUUAUGCCCUGGUUGUGGUGUGUUGCAUAGUGAGUGGACAAUAGGGCCUUUCCGACAUUGAUUCACUACGCGAAGGUGCAGACCAAGAAUAUAAGAUACUUAUCAAAGGCAUUGUUUGGAUAUUCAAUAUUUGUUUAUCUUGCUUUGAAGCUGAAUCUUUUUCUUGAGGAGCUUAUUGAUUGAUUAUAUGUAUAUGUAUAAUUCUCCAUUUAUUUUAUCCUAUAUAUUUGUAGGAAUUCACCGAUCAAAUAAUGCGGUCUCCAA